CAAAAUAUUCCUCCUUCUCUCUCAGAAAAAUAAUAGAGAGAGAGCACAACAGCCAUCAAAAUUCACUCACUCAAAUCUCUCUCAGCCUUAAGGGACCAAGAUUUUGCCUUCAAAAACUCUAGGACAUUAACAUAAAAAAACAUUUUUCCAAAGCCCAUCAUGGCGUUAACAACACAACAUCCGCGUUCACAUUCGCAUAGGCGUUCUUCUGCAACAAAACAAGGCAAACAACAAUCUCAAACUCACACCUCCCUAAUAUUCAACUCACAGAGGUGUAUUGUAUUAACUCUAACACUCCUCGGCGCAUUUGUCAGCCUUCAUAUGCAAUCAGUGGAGGCCAUGGCCAAACGUUAUCCCACAGCGCCUGCUGAUACCACAGAUUAUGAUUAUGGCUAUGCCUCUCCCAAUGUGGAUAUACAAAAACGUUCCGAUUCGCUAGUGGACAAUAUGAUGGAUAAUAAUAAUCAGGACAACAACGAACGCUCAAACGACGACAAUGACAACAAUGAACGCGAUAAUGAAGAGAAAGGGGAUUUUAUGCCUCGUUUUAAGAAUCCCAAAAAUCUAAGAAAUAUUUACCCCAAGCCCUCGGGCAGCUUUAUACAACUCAGCUGUCCUGCAGUGGGCAAGCCAGAGCCCAAUAUCACCUGGCUAUUGAACGGCACCAAGAUUGCUCGCAAUAUGGGCCGUGUUAAGAAAACCAAAUGGGCCAUACUCAUGGAGGAUUUGGUGCCUUCGGAUUCCGGUUUAUACACCUGCAAAGUAUGCAAUCCCCUGGGGUGUAUCAAUCACACGACCAAGUUGCACAUCAGUGAUCGUGUCAACCAUAAGCCUAUUGUGCUAAAGGCUCCCUCAAAUUUGACCUUAUUCAUCAAUGGCAGUGGCGAAAUGGAAUGUGAAUACCUCUCGGAUUUAUUCAGCAUGAAAAGCUGGACCUUUACACCCUGCAACAAUACCCAUUGCUCCCCCAAUAGCACUGUAUUGCAGGGCGUGGAUGAUGUGCUGAAAUUUGAAAAUGUUACUAGGGAGCAAGAAGGUUGGUAUACCUGCAUGGAAAUGAAUGGUCUGGGCAAAUCUUUGACCAAUGCCUAUCUAAGGGUUCUAGAUCCCAGUGAGACCAAAGUGACCAAGAUAAUACGUUCCCAGACCAUAUGGGAAGUGGUGGUGGCCACCGUCAUCAUUUUAAUGCUCCUACUCUUGGCCAUAUUCAUCUACUAUGUAUGGCGUAAGAUGAAGCAUGAGAAGCUUUUAAAACAACGCAUAGAAACUGUACACCAAUGGACCAAAAAGGUCAUAGUCUACAAACCGGCUUCAGGAGAUUCUUCGGGUUCCAUGGAUGGCAUGAUUAUGCCGGUGGUCAAAAUAGAGAAACAAAGAACCACAGUGCUGCAAAGCUCCAACUCGGAACCGGCUCCCUUUAAUGAAUAUGAAUUUCCCUUGGAUUCGAAUUGGGAAAUACCUCGCAACAACAUAAUAUUGGGCGCCACCUUGGGUGAGGGAGCCUUUGGUCGUGUGGUCAUGGCCGAGGUCAACAAUGCUAUAGUGGCAGUGAAAAUGGUCAAAGAAGGUCAUACAGAUGAUGACAUAGCCAGCUUGGUUAGGGAAAUGGAAGUCAUGAAGAUCAUUGGCAAACAUAUAAACAUCAUUAACUUAUUGGGUUGCUGCUCCCAGAGUGGUCCCCUCUAUGUUAUAGUAGAAUUUGCUCCCCAUGGCAAUCUCAAAGAUUUUCUCAACAAAAAUCGCCCCAUCAAGGAGUAUGACAAAGAUGGCAAUCUCACUCCACCCCAACAUCAUUUGACAGAGAAGCAUCUCAUCUCUUUUGCUUUUCAAAUAGCCCGUGGCAUGGAGUAUUUGGCCUCGCGGCGUUGCAUACAUCGCGAUUUGGCUGCCCGCAAUGUUUUGGUCUCCGAUGAUUAUGUCAUGAAAAUUGCCGAUUUUGGUUUGGCCCGCGAUAUACAGGACACUGAUUACUAUCGCAAAAAUACCAAUGGCCGUCUGCCCAUAAAAUGGAUGGCUCCGGAGUCUUUGCAAGAGAAGUUCUAUGAUUCGCAAAGUGAUGUAUGGUCCUAUGGCAUUUUGCUAUGGGAAAUCAUGACGUUUGGGGCCCAGCCCUACCCCACCAUAAUGUCGGCGGAGGAGCUGUACAGUUAUCUGAUGUCUGGUCAGCGCAUGGAGAAGCCCGCCAAAUGUUCGCUCAACAUUUACAUGCUAAUGCGUCAAUGUUGGCAUUUCGAUGGCAAUGCCCGACCCACAUUUGCCGAGAUUGUGGAGAAUCUGGACAAGCUGCUGCUAAGUAAUGAGGACUAUUUGGAUGUGGCGGUGGCGAAUUUAGAAACGCCGCCUUCGUCCAGCGACGAAGAGGGUUCCGAUGCCGAGUCCUUGCGUUAUCAUUAUAAAUGAAAUGAAAGAAGCCAUGGCUGCAGCAGGUGAGAUUCUCAUAACAUAAAAAAAAGAAAAUACAGUAUCCUUAGGAUUCGAUAGUUGUAAGAAACUAAACAUUUUUAUAAUAGCUUCAUUAAUACUUAUUUCGGUUGUUACUGUGUGCACGAGAGAGAGACUAGUGUAAAUACUCAUUUUUAAGUUUAUAGCAAAUAAGUUGAUAUCAAUUUGUUAUAUUGUUUAAAGGAAUAAGAUAAUUUAUUUGUUUUUAGUUAUAAUUUUUAGUUUUCACCAACAAUGUGUCAAAUAUUGAACUUCGCAAGCACUAGCAAACAUUUCAAAUUUAUUUUACUUUACUUUUUCAACUUUUCUCUCUAGUCUCCCCAAAUUUGUAUUUUUUGUAUAAUUUUU
Stomoxys calcitrans (stable fly) is the source of this 2790-nucleotide messenger RNA. RefSeq names its product fibroblast growth factor receptor homolog 1. The transcript has a single exon. Gene Ontology annotation, molecular function: fibroblast growth factor receptor activity; ATP binding. NCBI's taxonomy places the organism in Eukaryota, Metazoa, Arthropoda, Insecta, Diptera, Muscidae. Gene Ontology annotation, cellular component: signaling receptor complex; membrane. Gene Ontology annotation, biological process: positive regulation of kinase activity; fibroblast growth factor receptor signaling pathway; multicellular organism development. The record is from RefSeq and is a predicted model, not a curated record. The coding region runs from base 160 to 2400 and encodes 746 amino acids.